CUAUUUAAUGAGGUGACUUCUGGUGGGCGAUAGAUUUGGGACUGGGAAACGGAGAUGCUGUGGUCGGGAUUGCUGUGCGUGGGCCUCUCGGCGCUGGCCGGCGCCAUCACAUGCCCGGACGGGGGUGCGUGCGCGGACGGGAGCGCUUGCUGCCGGACCGGUUCCGGUUCCGGUUCCAGAUAUGGCUGCUGUCCUCGCUCUCUUCCCAUGGUCCGAGCCUCUGCUGGGAAUGACCGGAACGACACUGUCUGUGCCAACGGCUCGCGCUGCCCUUCCGAAUAUUCCUGUCUGAAAUCCCACGGUCUGUACGAGUGCUGCCCCCUGCCCCAGGGUGUCUCCUGUUCAGAUGGGAAACACUGCUGCCCGGAGCACCACCAGUGUGGUGAGGAUGGACAUACCUGCAUUGAGGCAAAAGCUGUCCAAGCUCUCGGGGAGACCUCCGAGGUGAAGGUGACCUCCGUCACCUGUCCAGACGGAAGGGCGUGCCCCGAUCAAAAUACCUGCUGCCAGCUUCGCAGCGGCUCUUAUGGCUGCUGUCCCUACCCUGACGCUGUUUGCUGCAGUGACCAGCUGCACUGCUGCCCGUCUGGCACCACGUGCGACCUGGAGCACAACACCUGCCAGUCCGCCGACUCGCGAACCUCAUUGGCUAGGACGAAUCCGACGAGCAGUGACGUGGGGGACGUGCCAUGUGACUCCACCCACGCCUGUCCCGAUGGCGCCACCUGCUGCAAGACUGCAGGAGGGGACUGGGCCUGCUGCCCCCUGCCUGAGGCAGUGUGCUGUGACGAUCACACGCACUGCUGCCCCAAGGACACCACCUGCGACACGGCCGCCGGCACCUGUAACGACGGCAUGCGCUCCGUGCCCUGGCUGGAGAAGGUGCCCUCUCUGACCCACCGCCCAAAUAAAGAGGGGAACGUGCCAUGUGACUCCACCCACGCCUGUCCCGAUGGCACCACCUGCUGCAAGACUGCAGGAGGGGACUGGGCCUGCUGCCCCCUGCCUGAGGCAGUGUGCUGUGACGAUCACACCCACUGCUGCCCCAAGGACACCACCUGCGACACGGCCGCCGGUCGCUGUAACGACGGCAUGCGCUCCGUGCCCUGGCUGGAGAAGGUGCCCUCUCUGACCCACCGCCCAAAUAAUGAGGGGAACGUGUCAUGUGACUCCACCCACGCCUGUCCCGAUGGCACCACCUGCUGCAAGACUGCAGAAGGGGACUGGGCCUGCUGCCCCCUGCCUGAGGCAGUGUGCUGUGACGAUCACACCCACUGCUGCCCCAAGGACACCACCUGCGACACGGCCGCCGGCACCUGUAACGACGGCAUGCGCUCCGUGCCCUGGCUGGAGAAGGUGCCCUCUCUGACCCACCGCCCAAAUAAAGAGGGGAACGUGCCAUGUGACUCCACCCACGCCUGUCCCGAUGGCACCACCUGCUGCAAGACUGCAGGAGGGGACUGGGCCUGCUGCCCCCUGCCUGAGGCAGUGUGCUGUGACGAUCACACGCACUGCUGCCCCAAGGACACCACCUGCGACACGGCCGCCGGCACCUGUAACGACGGCAUGCGCUCCGUGCCCUGGCUGGAGAAGGUGCCCUCUCUGACCCACCGCCCAAAUAAAGAGGGGAACGUGCCAUGUGACUCCACCCACGCCUGUCCCGAUGGCACCACCUGCUGCAAGACUGCAGGAGGGGACUGGGCCUGCUGCCCCCUGCCUGAGGCAGUGUGCUGUGACGAUCACACCCACUGCUGCCCCAAGGACACCACCUGCGACACGGCCGCCGGCACCUGUAACGACGGCAUGCGCUCCGUGCCCUGGCUGGAGAAGGUGCCCUCCCUGACCCACCGCCCAAAUAAAGAGGGGAACGUGCCAUGUGACUCCACCCACUCCUGUCCCGAUGGCACCACCUGCUGCAAGACUGCAGGAGGGGACUGGGCCUGCUGCCCCCUGCCUCAGGCAGUGUGCUGUGACGAUCACACCCACUGCUGCCCCAAGGACACCACCUGCGACACGGCCGCCGGUCGCUGUAACGACGGCAUGCGCUCCGUGCCCUGGCUGGAGAAGGUGCCCUCUCUGACCCACCGCCCAAAUAAAGAGGGGAACGUGCCAUGUGACUCCACCCACUCCUGUCCCGAUGGCACCACCUGCUGCAAGACUGCAGGAGGGGACUGGGCCUGCUGCCCCCUGCCUGAGGCAGUGUGCUGUGACGAUCACACCCACUGCUGCCCCAAGGACACCACCUGCGACACGGCCGCCGGCACCUGUAACGACGGCAUGCGCUCCGUGCCCUGGCUGGAGAAGGUGCCCUCUCUGACCCACCGCCCAAAUAAAGAGGGGAACGUGCCAUGUAACUCCACCCACGCCUGUCCCGAUGGCACCACCUGCUGCAAGACUGCAGGAGGGGACUGGGCCUGCUGCCCCCUGCCUCAGGCAGUGUGCUGUGACGAUCACACCCACUGCUGCCCCAAGGACACCACCUGCGACACGGCCGCCGGCACCUGUAACGACGGCAUGCGCUCCGUGCCCUGGCUGGAGAAGGUGCCCUCUCUGACCCACCGCCCAAAUAAAGAGGGGAACGUGCCAUGUAACUCCACCCACGCCUGUCCCGAUGGCACCACCUGCUGCAAGACUGCAGGAGGGGACUGGGCCUGCUGCCCCCUGCCUCAGGCAGUGUGCUGUUACGAUCACAUCCACUGCUGCCCCAAGGACACCACCUGCGACACGGCCGCCGGCACCUGUAACGACGGCAUGCGCUCCGUGCCCUGGCUGGAGAAGGUGCCCUCUCUGACCCACCGCCCAAAUAAAGAGGGGAACGUGCCAUGUGACUCCACCCACGCCUGUCCCGAUGGCACCACCUGCUGCAAGACUGCAGGAGGGGACUGGGCCUGCUGCCCCCUGCCUGAGGCAGUGUGCUGUGACGAUCACAUCCACUGCUGCCCCAAGGACACCACCUGCGACACGGCCGCCGGUCGCUGUAACGACGGCAUGCGCUCCGUGCCCUGGCUGGAGAAGGUGCCCUCUCUGACCCACCGCCCAAAUAAAGAGGGGAACGUGCCAUGUAACUCCACCCACGCCUGUCCCGAUGGCACCACCUGCUGCAAGACUGCAGGAGGGGACUGGGCCUGCUGCCCCCUGCCUGAGGCAGUGUGCUGUGACGAUCACAUCCACUGCUGCCCCAAGGGCACCACCUGCAAUUUGGCCGCCAGCACCUGUGACGACGGCAUGCGCUCCGUGCCCUGGCUGGAGAAGGUGCCGGCUCUCUCUCGCAUGCACCGAGGGGCCAAAAUGAGGGCCCCCCAGCUGCAGAAGGUCCCCUGCGACGCCACCGUCCGCUGUCCCGAUAGCAACACCUGCUGUUUCAUGAAGAGUCUCCGUCGAUGGGGCUGCUGCCCUCUUCCUAACGCGGUGUGCUGUGCCGAUGGGACAUACUGCUGUCCCAGCGGCUACACCUGCGGCCCCACCGCCAGGUCCUGUUCCAGAUCGGGAGAGCCUCGCUGGGACAGUCGCCUCUUCAGGAGGCGACUUUAAUUCGCCUGUGAUGCUGAGCCAAUCCGACCCCAACGCCCUGCUCGCCACGGCGACGAUCGAUGCUACGCGACACGCCAUUGGACAUUCUCACCCACAACAUACACUCCACAGCCAUAAACCUACGCAACAGGGCAUGGGAAAUUGUCAAUAAUAAUAAUAAUAAUAAUAAUAACAGUGAUGAUGAUAACAAUCUAUUUGUAUAUGUAUGUUGUAUCAUUUUAAACAGGGUGCACACAUUAUGUCAGGAGUGUUACGAAUGUAUAAAGCAACUAUAAAUCAAAGUACUGCUUCGUAAAAUGAAGGAAAAGGAGUAUAUGGAACAUUUUAAAUGUCAAAAAUGAAGCUUAAAAAAGGCUUAGAAAUGUACGAAAACUGGGUGUAUUUUAUUUUUUGCUACAAAUCAUAUCAGCCUAUCGGUAAAUUUGAAAUAUAUUAUCUCUGAGAUUACUGGAUGAAUCUUGAAUGAAAUUUUGGGAAUAUGGCACAGGUGCAAUUUUGGCACGGGGGGGUGUUUUUAAAAAUAAAAAUGAUUCCUGCUGAUGUCAA
This is a messenger RNA of Anguilla anguilla (European eel), 4077 nucleotides long. RefSeq names its product progranulin-like. The coding region runs from base 55 to 3531 and encodes 1158 amino acids. Gene Ontology annotation, cellular component: extracellular region. The transcript has 19 exons. NCBI's taxonomy places the organism in Eukaryota, Metazoa, Chordata, Actinopteri, Anguilliformes, Anguillidae. The record is from RefSeq and is a predicted model, not a curated record.